AUGGAGCUGAGAUUCCUGCUGCUGCUGCUGCUGCUCUGCAUCUCAGGAUUCCAAGCACAAGAGUCUGACGCAGUGGAGAGCAGAGUGGAGGGGCAGAGCCUCGUUGUUGAGUGUCGCUACAGAUCCCCGGAUUACAGUGCAACACGGAAAACCUGGUGCCAGCUGAGAGGUGAAAUAUGCUCUCCCUUAGUUAGCACCUCUUACACAUCAUAUGGAUACAACAACAAGGUUGCCUCUGGAAGAACUACGAUAGAGGAUGACACCCGCAAUGGGAUUGUAACCAUCACCAUGGAGAAGCUGCAGGUGCAGGACUCCAGAGUGUACUGGUGUGCGCUCUAUGACCCGCCCAAUACACUGUAUCCACUAACGACAAUUAAAUUGGACGUUUUCAAGGAAGUCCAUGAAUACGAUGUUAUUGAGGGGCAGAGUCUCUCUGUCCAGUGUCCAUACAACACACAGCGUUACAAAGAGGAGAAGAAAGCCUGGUGCAGAAGCACAGUUCAGAAUAAGUGGGAGGUCUUGGUCAACACUUAUCACGGGUUCCUCAGCUAUCAAAACAGCGCUCAGAAAGGCAGAGCCAGGAUACAUGACGACACCCAGAAAGGGAUUGUUACUAUCACCAUGGAGAAACUGAAGGUAGACGAUGCAGGGGUGUACUGGUGUGCGCUCUACCAGCCUCCCAAUCUUUACAGAAUAAUUGAAGUUAAACUGGCUGUUACCAAGACUACAACUACACGUGUCGUUCCAGUUACCUCAAGCACAGGUCACACCAGCCUAAUCCUUAGCACAGCUAGUGCUGGGGUCAACCCAGCAGACAGCAGCCUCUCGAGUGAAAGAAACUUCAUCAUCCUCGGCGUGGUCUUGGGAGUCCUCUUCAUCCUGGCGCUUAUAGGCUUGGUGAUAUUGUACACCAGGAAAUCCAAGCAGCUGAAGACAAGAGGUGAUGGACAAGCUGAAGCCAUCUAUGAAGAACCCAAGGACGCCACAGUGUCUCAGGGCUUCGGCAACAUGAACGAUCCCAAGGACGACAAACAGGAGAUACCACAAGACCUAAAAUAUGCCACCUUGGCCUUCAAAUCCAGACCCAGUCCCCGGGAAUCUGUCUACGACAACAUCACGCCAAGUCGAGCUCUGGAGACACCCCACACCAGGUCCUCCACCGAACCUGUGGAAUACGCCAGCAUUUCACUCAAGCCAUUAGCAUCAGGCACCAAAUCGUGAU
Molecule: messenger RNA, 1222 nt
Organism: Terrapene triunguis (Three-toed box turtle)
Lineage: Eukaryota; Metazoa; Chordata; Testudines; Emydidae
Product: CMRF35-like molecule 1
Exons: 7
Coding region: 1-1221 (406 amino acids)
Cellular component (GO): cell surface
Molecular function (GO): signaling receptor activity
Source: RefSeq, a predicted model, not a curated record